Ornithodoros turicata is the source of this 1680-nucleotide messenger RNA. RefSeq lists its product as uncharacterized. The coding region runs from base 63 to 1550 and encodes 495 amino acids. The record is from RefSeq and is a predicted model, not a curated record. Lineage: Eukaryota; Metazoa; Arthropoda; Arachnida; Ixodida; Argasidae. The transcript has 9 exons.
CGUGUUUCCAUCGGGUGUUCUUCGUGCGGACAACUUUUAUUACUUCCAGGUCUUCAAAGAAAAUGUUUUUGCUAGCGCUUGCAGCUUGCGGCCUUGUCGUUCUGGCGCUAGGCAUCGCUGUCGCCACCGGUGCUUUGCAGUCCAGUUCGAAUGAUGGAGAGAUUGAUGGGGACCUAGCUGACACGACCUUCGAUUCAAAUUACGACAACGUUCCGUCCAACCCUCCAACGACGACCACUACGACGACGACCACUACGACAACGACAACCACUACGACAACGACAACUACAACGACGACGACCACUACGACAACGACAACGACGACGACGACGACGACGACAACAAAGCCUCCCCUUCCGGAGAAGCCCAUCGCUUGUGUUGGGUACUGGACAGACAAAGCAAUCUUUCCACCGGAUGGCCUUUGCAACAUCCUGUUAUUUACGCAAUGGUCGCCUUUCCCAACUUCCGAAUCACUGUUUGCACAGUAUCGUGGAUUUACUCGGAGCAGUUAUUGGACGAAACACGGGAUAGACAUAGAGGCAUCCAAUGCUGCCAUCGCAUACCAACAGCUAAAUUCCCCAAGCGGUAAGGAGGCGAUGCGGACGUACUGGAUGGAUAAGAUAACAGUGUACUCCACAUUUGACUUGGACCUGAGAACGUCCACAACUAGCGCGCAGAUCAGCAAUAUCAUCAAUCUACUGAAGAGAAUCUCUUCGCUUCAAGAAGAAUUCAGGGGAUACAGACAAGACUAUGGGUACAUUUUGUUCGGCGCCGCGCCCCUGUUCGAGGGGAAUACUGGCGGUACUGUUAUGAACGCUUUAAAGGGCAAGUUCCAGUGGGUGAUAAACGAAGCGAAACCUGAUUUGGUGCUCUACCGGACAGCAUUCCUAAAGGAGCUAACAGGAUCAAACGCCUCCACUUGCCAUGAAACCGGCCAUACUGUGUGGGAAGACUCUCCUCAGGCCGACUAUCAAGCGUCAUUCGUUGAAGCCAUCGCAUUCAGAAAGCAGAUCAGCUUGACGCCAAGAACGAGAGAGGCGCUAGCGUUUCACAUGGGAGGUCGCUGGAUGAAUUUUGUAACAGACACUUUCUCGACGGCUCAGCUCAAGACACCGCUGGUGAUACCGAGCAACCACAUAUGCGCUUUGAGUCACACAGAACCGACUCUUCGCUACCUCUGCUUAGAUCCCCAGGACGGGAACCCGAAGAGGUUCACCGAUUAUCAUUGCCGUGACAUAUCACAGGACGUCGUGGACCACAAGAGAGUGUUACGGCUAAUGCGUUUUCAGAUAUACUGGGUGCUUGCCAUUGACACAAACCUCACAAUGAGGAUUAAGAUGUGCAAGGCAAGAAAGCAAGGAUUUCAGGGCGGCUACGUCAUGUUCGGUUUGCAGUAUAUUAUCGCUCACGGCGAUUUAGAAGCGAACCUCUGCGAUGACCCCUACAGUGAAGGCUACAGGGAUAUUCACCACGUCAAGGACUAUCUGAAUGACAAUUUCAAUGCGUGCCCAUCAUUGCAGAAUUGGAGAAAACGUCCCGGAGACUGCUGAAUUCCGGCUCUGACCGGCUCUGACAUUCAUUUUUGACAUGCUUCACACGCGAAGAAAUCGAGUACGUGCCCGCUCACAACAUGCGCUUGCUAGAGAAUGAUAAAAUUAAUUCCCUCUUGUCUCUAGUCUA